Daldinia childiae is the source of this 570-nucleotide messenger RNA. RefSeq names its product Small COPII coat GTPase SAR1. Gene Ontology annotation, biological process: intracellular protein transport; endoplasmic reticulum to Golgi vesicle-mediated transport; vesicle organization. The coding region runs from base 1 to 570 and encodes 189 amino acids. Gene Ontology annotation, molecular function: GTP binding; GTPase activity. Lineage: Eukaryota; Fungi; Ascomycota; Sordariomycetes; Xylariales; Hypoxylaceae. Gene Ontology annotation, cellular component: COPII vesicle coat; endoplasmic reticulum exit site. The record is from RefSeq and is a predicted model, not a curated record. The transcript is spliced from 6 exons.
AUGUGGAUUGUUCAGUGGUUCUACGAUGUCCUCUCGUCGCUUGGCUUGAUGAACAAGCAUGCUAAGCUGUUGUUCCUUGGCCUCGACAAUGCCGGAAAGACGACUCUAUUACAUAUGUUGAAGAAUGACCGAGUUGCCAUCCUACAGCCCACCCUACAUCCCACAUCCGAAGAGCUUGCGAUUGGAAACGUGCGCUUCACUACCUUCGAUCUAGGUGGUCACCAGCAAGCCCGUCGGUUGUGGAAGGACUACUUCCCGGAAGUCAACGGAAUUGUCUUCCUAGUCGACGCCAUGGACCACGAGCGUCUACCCGAGUCUAAGGCCGAACUUGACGCCCUUCUGUCAAUGGAGGAGCUCGCUAAGGUCCCUUUUGUCAUCCUCGGAAACAAGAUCGACCACCCGAAUGCCGUGUCCGAGGAUCAGCUCCGCCACGAACUGGGCUUGUAUCAGACGACUGGAAAGGGCAAGGUCCCAUUGGAGGGAAUCCGGCCCAUUGAGGUCUUCAUGUGCUCCGUGGUGAUGAGACAAGGAUACGGUGAGGGUAUAAGAUGGCUUUCUCAGUACGUCUAG